AAGUCAUUUCGUAAGCGAGACAGAGCGAACGCUCGUCACAAACAUGCAAAAGCAUCUUCCCUCCUAGUUAAGAUCGCUCACCGUCAAUCACUCCCUUUCUAAAACUUCAAAACAAAAACAAAAGUUUUUAGUGUGGUGCUCAAACAGCUUUGGACUACCCAUACCCACAUCCGGUUCAUCUUCUCAAAACUGAGAAAAACGAUAUGUGACACUGUUUUUAAAUGUGUAUAUAUUGCGAAGUUGUUAAAUCUUUUCGUUGAUUGGUUUCGUAGCUUAUUUUUAGUUUAGUUUUAUGUGGUCCGUAAAGAACAGUAGUAAUGCUAAGUUAUCGACUGAAGCAGAGCUCAGCGCCGUGUUUCAGCAAAUGGGGAUGAAGCCAGACCACCAUGUACGAUUCGGAGGAGAGGCUCUUGUUGCUCCUAAGGACAACAAUGUGAUAAUUCAACAGUUGGACGAUGACUCUCUUGCCAUACAUCUUGGCUUUUUGCAAGUGGGUCAUCGUUAUCAUAUAAGCAUUUUCCUUUCGCCUGCCAUGUGUCCCAACGGCCCUCUUCAAGGACCUUCCUCUGAUGUCGGUUCUGCUACUGCAGUUUUCAAUCCAAACUGUCAUUUAUUAUCCAUGAGUCAAUGUGAGGAUGGCCGCUGGCAUUUAAACGUAGAAUACUUUGCUCACAAAGAGAAGCUAAUGAAGGAGGACCUCCUUCUGUUGUCCCCGGAUGACAACCACAACAUCAGUUUAAAAUUAACAUUCCACGCAAGAGUUUUAGGCAGAGGAAAAGGGACACCCCUAUUACGCAAUGGCAUCCAUAGCGUCGGUGUGGAGUUGGAAGAUGAAGGUGAAACAUCGGAUUGGCAGGGUUUUGACUAGAAAGUUUUUGUUAUCUUAUCGUCCAAUGUGAUAGGUUUAGGAGUAAUGUGAAUGAAUUCAAACUUGUUUCGAGUAAAAUGAAAGUAUGAUUUGUUUCAUGUUGUCUAGAUAUUAACAUUUAAAAAAUAAUAAUGUAAGUACCCAAAUAGAUACCUGUGACUGCGAGCUUAUUCAAAAAAAUAGAAAUCUCUUGUAAAUACAUAUGUUGAGUGAAAUAUUUUUAUUGUGUAUAUAAAAUGUUUUUAUAUAGUGUGUGAAUGUCCUGCUAAGGCAGUGUAUAGUUUUAGUUAUAUUGUAAAGCAACUCAUUAGAAACAAGAAAUGUUGAAAGGUUGGGUCGUCAUGGAUGUGUACUGGCCUCAGGGUUAUUUGCCUCGUCUUAAUGUUGCACUUGCUGCUGAGACUAAUAACACUGAGGACUAAGUGUGUGUUAAUGCAUGUGAGCUCAUGUGGCUUAGAGGUAUAAAAUAGCUCCAUUUGCCGGCCUAACCAAUUCUGAUAUUGGCCUCACACAGCACUCCAAUUGUUAAACCGAGUUUUUGCAACACAUUCUGUUGAUUCUGUCCUAGUACAAUUCAAAGUUUGAUAAGGAAAUGAUAGAGUGCCUGUAGGUUGAUCAAUGACUCUGAAACAAUUUUUCCAUUUUGAGGUAUUGUUUUCUUGCUCACACAGAGCAGAUUCAAAAUUGAGGAUGAUCCUCUAUUUUUUUUAUUUAUUUAUUUUUCUCCUAUCUCCUUUAGCAGUUGUUUCAAUUUUCUCCAAAGAAACUUUCCAAUGUCCGAUUGAUUGAUCUAUUAGAAAAGAGCACUCUUUUCUCACUCGCCUGGUAGUUCUCUGCCCUCAAAACUUGAUGAUGUACUGGGUUUUUGUGUAUUAAGGCUUUUUUUUAUUUCAGGCUGUGUUCUGCACCUUCUGGUCCUGUGUUUUGCUAGUCAGUCAAUGUUUUCUGUUUUCUCACAUUGAUUUUUAAUUACUACCCUCAUUCAUUGGCCAGGCUUCAGUCUAAACCUGACUUUUCUUUUGUCACUAGUUUGUCUUGUUUGUUUGACUGUUUUUCCUCCUAAAAGUCACAAAUUAUUUGUGAGUGAAAAUAUACUGUUAGUAUGAUUUUAAUUUGAUGCAGAAUAAUAAUUUCAAACAUAUUA
Messenger RNA from Thrips palmi, 2012 nucleotides. RefSeq names its product UPF0687 protein C20orf27 homolog. NCBI's taxonomy places the organism in Eukaryota, Metazoa, Arthropoda, Insecta, Thysanoptera, Thripidae. The record is from RefSeq and is a predicted model, not a curated record. Bases 293 to 868 code for a protein of 191 amino acids. The transcript has 3 exons.